Messenger RNA from Kockovaella imperatae, 2286 nucleotides. RefSeq names its product amidase signature domain-containing protein. Lineage: Eukaryota; Fungi; Basidiomycota; Tremellomycetes; Tremellales; Cuniculitremaceae. The transcript is spliced from 14 exons. The record is from RefSeq and is a predicted model, not a curated record. Bases 123 to 2219 code for a protein of 698 amino acids.
AUCUGAUCGCCAGGUCCUCCGGGAUCCAGCCAGUCCAUACCGGUCAACAUUUUAUCUAGGUACAGGCCUCACAAGAUUCAUUGGUUCUCCGUCAGUCCACCUGCCUCCGAUUGCAGUCGACGAUGAUCUCGCUGCGGCUGCUCCUCGUCGUCUUGCUUGUCCCUAAUGUCCUAUGUCACGGACUGGCUGAAGACACCUCACUGCACGGUCCAGGCACAACCCAGAAAGUAUGGGAUUCAAAGCAGCAUGCAUAUGGGCACAGCACUGUCUCCAACUCUGCCAUCUUUCGAUUUCAACAUGAGCGAGAGCUUUUUUACGAAUUAGGCGGUAAUCAGUACUUCUCGCCCAAUCUGCCUGUGGCCAGGGCUGCUCUACCCACACCCCUUCAGGAAUACAGUGCCAUUACGAUCAUCGACAGACCGUCCAAUACGAUGAUCUCGCCGGCUGAAUUGCUCAAGAUUGUCAAUUCGUACCUUUCAAGCGACGAUGUCCUCACAGCCUGGUGGCUCGAUACAAUCAUCUUGACGCCAUCCUUAGAUAGUCAGCGGAGAGUAGACCCUGAGGAGCUCUCUCUGAAACAUCAUAAGCUCGCCGAAGCCAAGUUGAAUUCUGGAACCGUCUUCCACCAUCCGGAAAUCCAGCCGACUUCAGUCUCUACCAUGGGCGGCCGUAGAUGGCACCAGCUUGACGAAAAGAUUCCCUCAUCCAUAAGGGGUCUGAAAGGCCCUUACCUCGCCCGAUACGAUGCUGUCUCUGGUUUGUCCGAUCUCUUGCCCGUCUUUAGACUCUACUCGGACACAUUCCGCACAUUCCUCUUCGGCAUGUACCCUACGCAAGGAGGAUACUACAAGCUCCUCCGCAAGGUCGACGAAGAUGGGUAUAAUCUGAUCCCGUUACCUUCCAGACUCUACAAGCAGUGCUUGGAGGACGAUGGUGUCUGUGGGCAGCGCAUCGGUGUCAAAGAUCUCUACGAUAUCAAGGGCGUCAAGACGUCUGCAGGUAGUCGAUCCUGGGGGAAAAUCUAUGGGGCUGCCAAUGUGACCGCGCCUGCCAUCCAGCGACUGAUUGACCUUGGGGGCGUGAUCGUAGGUAAAACCAAGACUGCGAGUUUUGCUGUUGGCUCCGCUCAUGGAGUCAACGACACUGUGGACGAACAAUACCCAUUCUCUGCACGAGGUGAUCUGUGGCAGACCUGCUUGGGAUCGUCUUCGGGAUCGGCAUGUGCCAUGGGAGCGUAUGACUGGCUGGACCUUGCGAUCGGGACGGAUACUGGUGGCUCUGUCAGAGCACCAGCCUCGAUCGUGGGUCUGUACGGUAAUCGGCCGAGCCACGGCGCGUUGAGCUUGGACGCGGUUGUACCAUUGAUCGACAGGCAAGAUACAGCGGGUCUGCUGGCUAGGGAUCCAGUCUUGUUCUCCAAAGGAAUGAAAUCAUGGUACGGCGAAUCCCCGUUGAACUUCACAGAGUUCAAUCAAUGGCCUUCUCGGAUCCUGGUCGAUGACCAAUUUGCGUCGUUCUACGAACCGAAAGCUCUCGCCGUUGUGGAGAAAUUCAUCACACAAUUCGGGUCUCUGCUCGAUAUGAAGGUCUCGAAAUGGAAUGCGACAAAAGCUUUGGCAGCUGCCAACUAUACCUGGGAACAGGUUGAUACAGGCUUCGCUGAUGCCAAGACAUGGGGAUGGUAUACCUGGAAUCAUAAUGGAAAGGGGUUUUACGAAGACUAUAGCGCAUUACACGAUGGCAGGACACCGCCAGUGGACCCUAACAUUCGGCAUAUUUGGCACAUGGCGCGUGAUCAGAACGUGACCGAAGGACAAUACCUAGCUGCGAAAGAUGACAUUGCUCGAUUUGCCUCAUUCAUCAAUGAGGACUUGCUGGGAUACCAUGAGAAGCGUUGUUCCAAGAAUCUGCUGAUCUAUGAUAUCGGGUAUGGCGGCCGACCAAGAUACAGAACUGGCGACUUGGGAAAUACGAACCCGUCGCUCGAAGGAAAGAAAGUUCUGGACACAUUUUGUCCUCUCGCAGGCUGUGUAGAUAUCACGAUACCCAUUGGUCAAAUUCCAAGUAUGAGCGUCAUCUCGGAGCGGGAAGAACUGGUCCCAGUGACAAUCAAUAUGGUUGCCAGGAGAGGUUGCGACUUCAUGCUUGCGAACCUUGUCCAAAAAAUGAGCGAGGUCGGACUGAUUCAGAGCACAAAAACGGGGAGAACAGCGUUCUGAAUGUCCCGGACGCCGACGCCGACAAAGGUUUAGCUCAGGCGUAAUGCAUUACUCGCAGGGCUCAUCU